AUGGCUGGCCAAGUGGAAUAUCACGUCCUCGAAAUCCGUCGAAGCGAUGGCUGCGACACCGGUCCUGGAUAUUGGCCCAUAGUCGAACCCGCCAAGGCUCCCAAGAAGACAACCAAAGAUGGGCUUGAGAAGGUGACGAGGGCGAAGCCACAAAUGGUCCGUCUCGAGGCGGACGACCCGCGAUUUGUUGAAUGGAGGGUAAAGCUGGGUAUUUUACUCAAGCAAGAGAUAUCCCCAGAACCGCACGAAGGAUUACCGUGGUAUGUAGAAUUCCCACGGGGAUACUGGUUAUACGAGAGAUCCAAGGUCCUCUGGGUUUCCGGAUACCCGAACAAGAGCAAGCUAUUUAGAACGCCCCAAGAGUUUGGCCUUCAUCUUCUUUGGCUCCUUGGAAAUUCUGACGACCGGAAGGACUGCUGUUGUAUCCAUUGCAAUAUCCUCCCAGUUGCGAAGGGUGCUACGGGCGCCGACGAUGAGCUUGUCGUUGUGAAACCAAAGACCACUGCCCAACCUCGUGGAGCUCCCACGGCUACUACGGCGACGAAAGCUGCACCCGCACCAGCUCCGGCCACCACCGCUGUAUCUAGUGUCCCUGCCCAACCCACCCCACUAUCCCAAGUAGAUGGUGCGGUAUCGAGGGCGCCUUCCGUCACAGCGUCUCUCGCCGCUGCCCCCGCCCACGGCACUCCCCAGCAAGGCGUGGCCAACACUGCACCCGGACGUCCUCCGCCCUCUACAGCUCCUGCUCAACCGGCAGUGACGCAGGCGACCGUCACUCCCGUGGCGAGCCUGGCCGUGCAGGGGGCCGCCCAACAAGCCAAGGAGACGAUAUCCCUCCUCUUCCGGACAGGAGAACUGGUCUGGUUUACGAACGGCCAGAAUUGGAGACUGGGUCUCAUAGUACAAUCAAACGGCGGAACGCAUCAAGUCGUACCCAUCGCUCACGGGAUGAUCAUACAGCCACCCGUCAGUAGAACUGACAAGGACUUGCGGCCUUUCUACGCCUUCACUGUGCCUCCUCCUAUGCGAGAAGACCUAAAGGGCCGUAGCUACGAUGAGAUACCGUGGGGCGAAUUCAUAAAAGGUCUAGCGGCCGGUCCCAACCCUAAGGGGGAGUUGAGCGUCCUGGUUCUCGAUGCGUCGAAGCUGGCUGCACUUAAGAUUGACCAGUCCUACUCUCUUUUCACGAAGUUGUCUCAGAACGAUAUGCCCGCCUACUGGGGUGUCUUCCUCGGCGCAGAACGCAUCGAGAUUGGUGACACCUUGCGGGUUGCCGCCCCGCAAAACUACGCACACGAACCCGGCGUCUAUCUAGGGCUCGAAGCAAUCGUCCUCCAGCCAGGCCAGGGUGUUCUCUACGGGGGAACGCUCUACCAAUUGAAGGAGGGACCCACCGGACAAGGCGGGGUGGGCGAGAGCAUCCACGAACAGGGCCUACCACGCGCCCUACGCGAGGAAGCCGUCUGGCGCAAGAGCGUAGCCCCGGAUGUGCCCGUGGACUACAGAUAUCUCCAACCGAACGCGUGGUUCCGCGAACAAGAUGUCAAGGGCCGAUUUUACCCGACUCAUCGUCUCGCGCCGAUCAUGAACCCGCAACUCUUUACGGACGCCGUGCAAUCUCGGAACUUGGCGCAGGCGUACCCGGCGCUUAACGGACGUUUGGACGCGGCGGCGGGGGCGGCGAAGAUUAGCACUCGGAAAGCGAACCGGGUGGAGACGGCGGGACCCUCGAUUCCUCACGGCAUCAGGUUUGCCUUUGAGCCGUAUGUGCAGGAGGAGGUUUCUGCCGGUGUUGGCGGGGUGGCGGCCGAUGCUCGUGUUGGUGGCUCUCAGUGA
This is a messenger RNA of Scedosporium apiospermum, 1836 nucleotides long. Its product is annotated as Transcription-silencing protein Clr2. Lineage: Eukaryota; Fungi; Ascomycota; Sordariomycetes; Microascales; Microascaceae. Bases 1 to 1836 code for a protein of 611 amino acids. The record is from RefSeq and is a predicted model, not a curated record. Gene Ontology annotation, biological process: silent mating-type cassette heterochromatin formation. The transcript has 2 exons. Gene Ontology annotation, cellular component: SHREC complex; rDNA heterochromatin.